Molecule: messenger RNA, 2829 nt
Organism: Onychostoma macrolepis
Lineage: Eukaryota; Metazoa; Chordata; Actinopteri; Cypriniformes; Cyprinidae
Product: acyl-coenzyme A thioesterase 9, mitochondrial-like
Exons: 16
Coding region: 417-1721 (434 amino acids)
Biological process (GO): acyl-CoA metabolic process
Cellular component (GO): mitochondrion
Molecular function (GO): fatty acyl-CoA hydrolase activity
Source: RefSeq, a predicted model, not a curated record
UAUGGGUGCAUAUAUCAGUGAGAUCAAAACACUAUAGGAAUGUAUGUAUUUUCUACUGAAAAUGUGUUCGUUUGAAGGACAUUUCUUUCAGAAUAAUGUAGAAGAUGUGUAAAUUCACGUCAAAUGUUGUUUUAAGACAACAUUUUAGCUUUUUAAUGUCUCGUUCAACAUUGAAAACUUUAAGAGGAUAACGACCGUAAUUACGGUAGAAGUUGGCCGGUUAGUGAGGAAGAAAUUUCUUUAAUGCGCUUUUAAAACGGUUAGUACGGUAGACUAGCCGCGCCUACGUUUCAGGCUGGUUUCAGGAAGUGAGAAUCACUGUCAAAAAGCUUUAAUCUAUGCAAGAAGUGAACUGUUGAAUGUCUCACGAAAUCGUUGUUGUUUUACAAUAAAGUGGUGAGCCAAGAAUAAGGAAGAUGUUUUCUCCGCGGGUCCUGAAGUCUGCAUCGUCCCUAAUGUGCAGAGGGUUUUCCACGAGUCAAAUGUGCCGACAAGGGAAGGCACCAGAUAUGGCUGAGGGAAACACAUUUUUACUUGUGAGCAAUGUUCGCAACAGGCUGAGGGAGAUAGUCGGAGCAUCCACCAACUGGAAAGAUCAUCAGCAAGCAUUAGCUGAGCGUGCAUCACUAAGCCAGUAUCUUGCUCAGAGUCAAGAUGAACUUCCUGUAAAGACAAUGAAGGACAGUGCAAUUGAGGCGCAUCUUCCUCUGGGUACCCAGCCUGCCUUGAGGGAGAAAUACCUCAACUAUCACAACAGUGUCAGGUUUGGAAGGAUUUUGGAGGACUUGGACAGUUUAGCAGUGCUCAUCUGUUACUCUCACACAUGGAAUAAGGAGCUGAAAAGAUCUCCACUGUCUAUUGUCACCGCCCUAGUGGACAAGAUCGACAUGAGAAAAAACAUCAUCUACCCUGACUGUGACAUCAAGUUCACAGGUCAUGUGACGUGGGUUGGCAAAACCUCAAUAGAAGCUAAAAUGCAUAUGUCUCAGUAUCAUGAUGGGGCAUACACUGAUGUAUUAGAUGCCACUUUUGUAAUGGUGGCUCGAGAUCCUGAAAAUAAAAGGGCAGCAUUUAUAAACCCACUAAAACUAGAGAGUCCAGAGGAAGAGGCAAUUUUUCAGCAAGGAGAGAUUAACAAGACGAGGCGUGUGGAGCUGAGCACAGCGUCUCUUCUGAAAGUGGCUCCUACAGCUGAGGAGAGGACUCUCAUUCACAACCUGUUCCUCAACACUCUAGACACACGAACUGUCAGCUUUCGGAGUCGUAUUUUAGCGCCCAACUCAGUGUGGAUGGAAGAUGCCAAAAUGAAAGGGCUUGAGAUUUGCCAUCCACAAGAAAGAAAUAUCUUUAACCGGAUAUUUGGUGGUUUUUUGAUGAGAAAAGCCUAUGAACUUGGUUGGGCGAAUGCCUGUGCAUUUGCUGGAUGCAGACCAACGCUGGUGGCUGUAGAUGACAUCGUAUUUCGGAAGCCAGUAGAAAUUGGCUCUUUGCUAUUGCUGUCCUCACAGGUUUGUUACACAGAAGGGAUGCACAUCCAGGUCAGGGUUCACACAGAGGUGCUUGACCCAUUGACCCGGCAACACAGCACCACAAACGUGUUUCACUUUACUUUUCAUGUUGAGAAGGAUAUCCCAGCUGUUGUACCACAGAGCUAUGGAGAGUCUAUGCUUUACCUGGAUGGAAAGAGGCACUUUGAUGAGACCAUGAGGAGUCAAGGUUGAGCAUCUGGGAUGUGCUGAUAGGAUGAGAUUCCUGGCAAAGCUGCGAUGACGGUCACCGCUGAAGUUACAUAAGAGUGUGUAUGUGUGGAUUCAUACAUACAUUUUAUUGACCUCUGCAUUUUACAUAAAUGUAAAUAUAGUUUUUUUUUCAAUUUUAAGCUUCCAGUGGGAGAGGAGCAUUUAGUGAAAUGGUUUUUUGAUUGUGGCAAUAUUGAACCUAUUUAGUCAUUAAGACUUAUAACAAGACCAUGUUUUGUUUGCACUACAGUGUCAUUUAUAAACCAUGUGAUUUUGGUUGUACUGGUGGAAUUAACCUGUUUUGUACUGGUAUCAACUGGUAUCCUGGAAAAGUAUGUUCAGUAUAUGCACAAAUUCUGAGAAUAAGUCCUGUCUUCCUUUCUUGAUCUCCUCAAAAGAUAACAAGGAGAUCCUAAACUGGAGAUCAAAUUAUGAGGGCAGUGCCUCACAAAAACACUCCAAAAACUUUACCAAGCACAUUUGGUCUGGAGAGCAUAGUAUGGAUAAGGAUAUGGAUAUUUGCUGUUAAAUCUUUGUAUGUUUUAGAAUGCUGACAAAUUGGCUUAUAUAUAAACAUCUGUUUUUGUAUUUUUAUUAUUUUAAAUGCAACAAACAAACAUGGACAUUUGCAAAAGAAGGUUAGUACGGUCCUAAAAUGGACUCUGUAGGAGGUUAACAUGUAAAAAAAAUUGUAUACGAGUGGAAGUUCAGGGCGAUUAAUAUGAUGCCUUUCAUGUACACACUACCUGUGCCAGAAUGAUCCAAAAAUGACCAACGAAUGCAUGCCUUUUCAAUGUUUUUGAUCACAAAUUAUAUUUAGCAUCAUUUAUUUUUAAAAUUAUUUUAUGUUUGUAUAAGUAUUCCUGUUUGUUUCUUAUUAACACGGAACCUUAAAUAUGCUUAUUUACAUCUGUAUUAAUGGACUAACAUUUGCCUUAUGUAUAACACACAUUUCAGAGGUGUAUUCUCUUUUUUUAUUUAUUCUAUGAGCGAAAGUGUCCAAUGGUAUUUGUUUGGUCAUGUGAUCUAAACACAGAGAGGCGACCCGCUCCAUGUACAAUAAAAUAAAAUUGUAUUAGGGUACUUGUGA